AUGUCUUCGGCAACAGCACCGUUGUUGGCGCCAUACACAGCCCCGCCACCGUAUCAGUCUCUACAUCUCAUAACAUCAGUCCUCGGGUCAACGAGCAAUUGGCUUGUGCUGAGGUGCCUCUGUGAUACUCUACAGAUACCUUUGCAGAGAAGAGGUAAUCUCGACGGCCUGGAAGACACAGCUGAUCUCGAAAGAGACGACUCUGUAAAAAGAUCCAAAAAACGAAAGGUCGUGCUUGUCAGUUUCCUUCGAGGUUGGGAAUUCUGGAGGGCGGAGGCAAGGAGAGUGGGUCUUGAUUCGAAUAAAUUAUCCAAGGAAGGGAGAUUCUCGUUCGUUGAUGGAGUAACCAACCUCUUUUCCCCCUCCCCUGCUCUUCAAACGCCGAAGUCUGUGGCGCCAGGAGAAGCUCUGGCGGCCUCCACUCGCGCUAGAAAGAGCUCGAUAUCUUCACCUUCUUUUCCAUUACCUGAUAGAACUCCUCCGAAGUCGUCAUCACAGGCUGCCCGUGCCCCCAAGCCGGGACCAAUCUCAUUUUCUGGCCGGGCCAACCCAUUACUUGCACGCCCGGCACCCCCAACACCACCUAUUUCUUCUGCUCCUCCUACGGCAUUUGCUACGCCAGAGACUUCUGCUAGAAAUGAUAACCGCUAUAGCCAGAACAUACGGAUGCUACACUGGGCACCAUCUGCGGGAAAUUCUGGUGGCUUGGACGGGGUGGAGAAGGUCAUUACCUCUGCUAUAGCAGACACCUGCAAGGGGCAGGAAACCCCGGACCAGGUUGGUGAUAAUGAUGUGCUCCUUGUCCUCGACCAGCCGGAUUUCCUCCUCGCAUCCACGGGCCCCAGCAUGCAAGUCGGUUCCACCGAGAUGGGCGAAUUGAUAAUGGGAUUGAGACGUGUAUGUUGGGCUACUCAAAUUGUCUGUGUCGUGCUUGAUGGUUACUAA
Messenger RNA from Trichophyton verrucosum HKI 0517, 945 nucleotides. RefSeq lists its product as uncharacterized. Gene Ontology annotation, biological process: tRNA wobble uridine modification. Bases 1 to 945 code for a protein of 314 amino acids. Gene Ontology annotation, cellular component: elongator holoenzyme complex. The record is from RefSeq and is a predicted model, not a curated record. Lineage: Eukaryota; Fungi; Ascomycota; Eurotiomycetes; Onygenales; Arthrodermataceae. The transcript has 2 exons.